AUGGCGCGAUCGGGCUCUCCGGGCCGCUCCCGCUCCCGUGCGCCCGGGCCCCCGCGGCCCCCGCCGCCGCCCCGCGCGCCCCGGCGGCGCCCGCGGCCCCGACCCCGGCCGCCCCCCGCCGCCGGCUCCCGGCCGAUCACGGCCGCGGCCUCGGCCUCGCCCGGGGGCGCGAAGGCGAAGGCGGGCGGGGCGAAGGGGUCCCGCCGCUGGAGCCCGCCGCCGCCCGGGCCCGGCGCCACAUCCACGCGCCCCGAGCCGCGCCCGCCGCCGCCCGGGCCCCCCGCGCGCCCCCCGCGCGACCCCCGGGCUCUAGGCGCGGGGCAUGCCCCGGCGCGCGCCGCCAACGCCAACGCCAACGCUCGCGGGCCCGGGGCUCGCGGGGGGCGCGCGGGCAGGUGCCGGCGCCGCGAGGCGCGAAUCGCCGCGGCGGCCGAGGCCGAGGGGCCCGGGAGGAGCGGGGACGCGGGCGCGGGGCCCGCCGGGCCGUCCUCGCGCGGCGCGCCGCCGCCGCCCCGCUCCUCCCACCGCGCGGCGCCCGCCCGGCUCGUCCCGGCGGCGCUGGCCGGCCGCGUCGCGCCCGCGCCGGCCCCUGGCCGCCUGGCCGUCCGGCCGGCCGCCCCCCGGCUCCCGUCCGCCCGCCGGCCCGCGCGCGCGGCUUCCGGGGCGACGGAGGCGCUUCUGGCCCGCAGCUUCAGAGCGCGGCGGCGGCGCGGGGCUCGGCGCGUUCGGCGAACAUCCUCCCGGCGGCUCGCUCCGGCUCGGACUGAGCGCCCGGCGCUUAGCUCACGCCGCCGCGCGCUGCCCCGCCUCGCGCCGCCGCCCCGCCCCGCGUCGGCCCCGCCCCCCGCGCUGUUUGUUGCCGAACGCGCGCGCUCCCCUGCCCGGCCUGACUCGCUCGGCCGCACUCGGCUCCGCCCGGCCGAGAUUCGGUCACGUUCGGCCCCGCCCGCCUGCGCCUCGGCUCUGUUCGACUCCGCUCGGGCCCGCACGCCACGAGCUCGGCCCCGCUCGGCCUCGUUCGUUCCAGUUCGGCGCCCCUCGGCCCCACCCACCGAAGGCCGCGGGAGGAGGCGGUGGCAGCGGCACCCGGGGCCCCCCUUCCGGCCGACGCCGCUUCCUGCGCGGCUGGGAAGGCGCCUGUCCUGCCGCCCCGGGGCCCCCAAACCCACAUUUCGCCUGCCACAACCGCAGAACCUCCGAGGGGCGGCCAGGAGCCGGUCUGCGUGGCUGCCACUGCGCGUCACCUGGGCCCCCCGGCUCAUGGAAUCACCACGAGACACACCCCGGGCCCACACGCCUGCGACGUCACGAGUCAUGCCCCAUCCCAUGCAGCCUGUGGCCGUGCUGCCCACUGGCCCAGUGCAGGACCCUCUCCGCUCCCCGGGCAGGGGCUUGGAACCCACUACUGCCUAG
This is a messenger RNA of Cavia porcellus (domestic guinea pig), 1413 nucleotides long. Its product is annotated as basic proline-rich protein-like. The record is from RefSeq and is a predicted model, not a curated record. Bases 1 to 1413 code for a protein of 470 amino acids. Lineage: Eukaryota; Metazoa; Chordata; Mammalia; Rodentia; Caviidae. The transcript has 3 exons.